CGGGUUGCUUGCUGUGGCCCAAGGUAUCGCGACGUGCAGCCACAAUAUUCAUAGUACCUCAUUUUACGGGGCCUCUGUCUAUACAGUCAUUAACACCCUGUUUUUGCUUGACUUUUCUUUCUUUUUCCUAUACACCGAUUCCCUGUCCUCCAGGACCCCCAACUCGUCGCUGUGGUCCUCGUCAGUGGCACCCCGACAACCCAUUCGGAUCGCGGGACGCGUCAUUAUCCUACGCUCGAUACAUAGAGUUCGAAGAGACUGACACUUGAGGCAAUCGCCGAGGUCGAUUAACUCAAGGCCAAGCCGAAAUCGUCGUCGGCACUUCUGGCGUCAAGCCCACCAGCGUCACUUUCUCUACCUCCGGCCCCGCUCCUGCCACAGCUUCGGGCAAGAAGAAGGCGGCCGCCAAGAUGAUCGUCGAGCGCAAGAUCAAGGUUGUCACCGAGCAACACAAUAUUGAUAAGCCUGCCGUCAAUGAGGGUUUUCCGAUGAAAGAAUGGACUGUCGAAAUCUACAUCCUCGACCAGGAGGGCAAGGAAAAGCCCGCUCGCUGCUUCACCAAGGCGGUGUAUCACCUUCACCCUUCGUUCGCGAACCCGGUUCAGACCUUCCUGGAGCCGCCUUUUAAAUGCACCAACGAGGGCUGGGGCGAGUUUGAGAUGAGCAUCGACCUCUACACCACCGAGAAGGGCGGCAAGCAGACGAUUAUUCACGACCUAAACUUCGCGGCGCCACAAUACGAGAACAUCCACACCUUGACGUUUAAGAACCCGUCUCAGGCCCUACAACAGAUUCUGCGCGAGACGGGCCCGCUACCGUCGGACGAGGAGCGCAAGAUCAAGAAGGCCGACGGCAGCAAGAAGAAGAAGGCGUUCGACAUUGAGAAGAUGGCCGACGGUCUGGUCAAACUCGGCGAGGACGACCUCUUGCAGGUGAUUCAGUUGAUUCACGAUCACAAGGACGAGAGCACCUACAUCCAGAAUAACAUUGACGCGGGCGAGUUCUCGGUCGACCUAUACACGCUGCCGGACCCUCUUCUUAAGAUGCUCUGGGAUCUACUGGUCAAGCAGGGCGUCGUCAACCCCUGAACCAAACGGGCCCUGUGAUUCUGCAUUCAACGGCGUCUGGCGUCUGGGGGGUAAGGGGGAAGGUUGCGGAAAAGCAUCACUCGGUGGAAUGGUCCCGCGUUUCUCGCUCUGGGGUGUCGGUUAGCCGUCGCCCGGUG
Molecule: messenger RNA, 1225 nt
Organism: Thermothelomyces thermophilus ATCC 42464
Lineage: Eukaryota; Fungi; Ascomycota; Sordariomycetes; Sordariales; Chaetomiaceae
Product: transcription initiation factor IIF-like protein
Exons: 5
Coding region: 411-1088 (225 amino acids)
Biological process (GO): regulation of transcription by RNA polymerase II; chromatin remodeling
Cellular component (GO): Swr1 complex; NuA4 histone acetyltransferase complex
Molecular function (GO): histone binding
Source: RefSeq, a predicted model, not a curated record